Molecule: messenger RNA, 4164 nt
Organism: Oncorhynchus mykiss (rainbow trout)
Lineage: Eukaryota; Metazoa; Chordata; Actinopteri; Salmoniformes; Salmonidae
Gene: nkx1-2b
Product: NK1 homeobox 2b
Biological process (GO): regulation of transcription by RNA polymerase II; cell differentiation
Cellular component (GO): nucleus
Molecular function (GO): RNA polymerase II cis-regulatory region sequence-specific DNA binding; DNA-binding transcription factor activity, RNA polymerase II-specific
Source: RefSeq, a predicted model, not a curated record
UUGGCUACGACUGAACGAGGGUGGGAGGUGGCGCGAGAGCGAGGUGUGCGUGCAUGACAUAAACGUUGGAGGGUCCUGAGGGGAUGGUUCAAACCCCAAAAAGUAGUUGAGCAAGGGAGACCAACAUCCAACACUGAACCACCACCUCCUGGCUGUCAGCCGUGAGUAACAAAGACCAGAGUAGUGCAGCUGUAAGAGGGGGUUUGGCAACGCAAGCUGUGCAGGAAUAUUGCACUAGACAUUAUAGCCUACUUUUCUCAAAUUGCAUGCGCUAGUAUGUCUUCUUCGGUUGUAAGAGAAUCUUAAUUUGAUUGUCUUGGUGCUAAAGCUCUGAUAAGGAAGUCAUGAACAGGGAAAAGGUUCAGGUGGGAGACGUCUCAGUUGCUGCUCCGCCGGCGUCCGGUGUGACUGCCCAAACAGCUGUGAUCGUCGUGGCCGCUCCGGAAAGCAUGGACAAUCACGGCGAGAAGCGGCUCUCUGCCAACGCACUGUCGGUGUUUUCCUGCCCGGGGGGUAGAGACAUACUGCAAGCGGACAGUCGAAACAACUCUCCACGUCAAGAGCCGGCUCCGGUAGCAAUGCCAAUGCUUCACCGGACCACUUCAUUUUCGGUUUUGGACAUUUUGGACCCAAAUAAAUUUACGAGCAAAAAGCCAAAUCCUAACCGGACAGGCAGCGAAUUCGCCUUCGGGACAGAGAACCGUGGAGGUGAUGACUCGAAUCAUGAUGUAGAGCAGAAGUCUUAUGCAGAUGACUAUGACACAUGUCAAAAAUCUACAGGACUAAAGGAGGGGUUCAUGUGUGCCUACAGAUCCGAAGAAUGCGAGAAUGAUUUCAAAAGAGGCUCCCACUCUGACAGCGAGAUGCAGGAUGACGUGUGUAGUGAGGAGAGCAGCAGCGCACUAACUGGAAACGCGGAGGGGGAACUGGGACACCAUGAUGACGACGACCAGGCGAGCAAGAGCCCAAGAAGUCCUGGUGGACAGCAAACUCAACAGUCAGGGUCGAAUGGACAAAGUAAUCAAGGAAAGCCGAAGAGAAAGCGCUCUGGCUCCGAUUCAAAGUCGGGUAAGCCCCGAAGGGCCCGGACAGCAUUCACUUACGAACAACUUGUUGCACUGGAGAACAAAUUCAAGUCCACCCGAUACCUCUCUGUGUGUGAGAGGCUCAAUUUGGCACUGUCACUCAGUUUGACUGAAACUCAAGUCAAAAUCUGGUUCCAGAACCGACGGACCAAGUGGAAGAAACAAAACCCUGGCGCAGAUACCAGCGCCCCGACGGGCGGUGGCCAGAACGGCCAGAGCAAUGGACUAGGGAGCCUGAGUCCACUCAGCUCGUCUCCUCCCAUGAGCCAUCUGUCAAUGCACACAGGCUACCCAGGUCACGGACCAGGCGGGCUAGUCUGCACCACCCAAUUACCCUUUCUGCCAAGUCAUGCGGUACUGUCACCUUUCAUGUUAGGAUCUCAGACUUACGGAGCGCCUGCGUUUUACACUUCUCACCUGUAAAGAUAUGGAGAUACGUAUAGAGUUUUGCGCCCAAACAUCAUGUUUUCGCAGGCGUCUAAAAUUCACCGAUAUUAUCAAAAUAAUUGACUCCAAUGAGAUAUGAAUUUAAUAACCAUAUUAAACGUAUGGUUUUAGAGAACUAAAGACAUGCCCUUAACUAAAGACUUCUUAAAUGCACUUGAUGCUGUAGAUGGGAAGAACUCUGAACAUUUCAUGUUGUUGUUUCGUCAAGGACAAGUGCUCGAAGAAAAUCAACCUUUACCAAGGAAAGAAGAUUUUGAUGUAUUUGACUUUUGAUUUCAUUUUGAUAGUAUGUGAAUACUCGGGGUCAAAAUGUACAUACAGAUGUUGACAAAUAUAUGUCUAGCUUUUAAUUUCGAAUGCAGUUCAUACAUAUUAGAGUUGAAAAAAAUAGGCCUACAUGAUGUAUAUAAAUAUCGUUCAUUUACAUCUGGAAUGGCUUGACAUAUUGUAAUUACUGUGUAACUAAACUGUGAAAGUUUAAUAUGAUUAUUUUCAUAAGUUUUCCCUAUUCAUUUAUUAUAUAGGCCUAUAGUUAAUCUACCUGAGAAUAUUUGGCUCCAAUGAAUGCUCAUUUCAUCUGGACUCGUCUUUUAUAGUAUAAGACAAAGUAAAAUAAAACAAUAGGCUAUCAUUUACUAACGAAUAAGCUACUUUAAUACGAAUAUUAAAUAGAUUAAAUCUUUCUUAGUCGAUUUUUUUCUCUCUCCCCUUUCCACCAAAUUAAAGGACAUUUUGGAACUGAAGACAGUAUCUUUUCACCUUUUUUAAAUUAAAUGGUUAAUUCCACUUAUAUUUUUUGGGGACAACCGAUGUUAUUAGGACCUUAGUUGCAUUUUCGUCGGGGAAAAAAACUCAAACUUUAUCUAUAACACUCUUGCGCGGAAAAAAUAUGAGUUUUUGAAAAAUACAUAGCCCAUAGGCCUAUUGAUAAAUCAGCCAUGGCUAAUAUCUGUAGCAUAACUUUUAUUCAUUGAAUUAAAUUACCUAUAAAUUGUGGGUUAUUGGCUAUUGUACCCGUUGCAUAUGCCUAUGGUGUUUAGGUCUACAAUUUUAUUCAGCAUGUCUCUACUUCGAUUUAUUGAUUUAUUUAUAAGAAAUUUGACAACGGCUCCCUGACUCAAUUAUUGAUGAGGAAAAACAAUCACUGGUAAUUUAAACGCAAACUUGUUUCACAACAUUAUAGGCUAGACUGUCUUCUCGGACAUACGCUUUCUAAGAAGGGUUUUGACUUUAAAACAUUGUGUAAGAACAUCAUGCCGAAUUCCCGAUAACCUAAUGUGCUUGCGCGUAAAACACAAUUUAGGCUAUGGAAUAUUUGAACGAAUUAAUUAUUAGAUGCCUAACAAAAUACAAUGUAUUUCAGCAACUUUUUCAAAUGUUUUUGCCGUCUGGGAUAAGGAGGUGCAUUUGAAUAGGCCUAGGGCUACUUUAAAAGUGCAAAAACUAUCCAGUCAAUCAAAUUGUAUUUGUCACAUCCGCCGAAUACAACAGGUGCAGUAGACCUUACGGUGAACUGCUUACUUACAAGCCCUUGUUUUGAAAUGCAUGACUCAAGCAGACACUCGCUCCGUCAUAAAAAAAUAUGACAUUCCAGCCGCAAUGGCGCAACUUUUGCGCUAUGGAUGCAAGUUAGGUCUAUUCUACAAUUUUUGAAAGUAUAGUUUUGUCGAAUUUGUGAGGACGAAAGUGACAUGGAUACAGCAUUUAUUUAUAUUAUUUUAGACUGGAUGACUACUUCGCUUCAAAUAGGAAUAGUCUGUCCUCUGUCCUUAACCAGCUCUCCAAAAUGGUGAUGAAAUGGCACGUCAGCCAUGAUGGAACGCGAUCCUGGAAUCGUUCUAGAAUUUCACAUGCAGGUAUGGCCAAACGCAAAAGCAUGAAACGACUUAGCCUAAUAUAGCCUUUGUAGAAAGUCUAAACAAAUGUACAGAUUGCGGAAUUAUUUAGUGCAUGGGGUGCAUUGAAAUUGGGACGCACAUACCCGACCGUUGCAGAAAGUAGCAUAGCCAAAUGAAGGCUAUUUCUUGAUAUCUGCCAGCUGUUUUCAUUAAGUCCGAGUCUUGAAGCAUUAUGUUGGACAAAAUGUCAUUUUUAAAAGGUUAAUUAUGUAAAUAUUAUAUUCGACAUGUUUUGCAGUCAAAUAAUUUGUAUUUCCCAUUGCAGUGGACAGCGCACUGCGCGACAUUUGUGCAGAAAAAAAUAAUCUUACUUUCGUUUGAAUUGUUUCAUAGGCAAGUGUAAUUAUCAUCUAAAUAAUAUUAACGAGAGGAUAGAUAUCAGUUAUUUAAUUUAAUAAUAUGACAAUUAGCAUUGAUAUAUUAGCGAACGUAGACAUACGCUAAACAAAACAUCUAAAAGAGUAAAACAAUAUCUAUGAAUUUGUAGGUUAUUAUUAUGAUUUUUUUACCAGGAAAUUCUUGUUUUUAAAUGCAUGACUCAAGCAGACACUUGCUCGGUCAUUAAAAAUAUGACAUUCCAAACGCAUGUUGAAUCCCUGGGCAACUUUCCAGUGAUGUGAGCUAGAAGGUGAUUCUUAUUUUUAAACAUUUUUAUAAAGUAGAUUUUCAGAUGUUAUGUAAACAAUAAUGCAAGCAAAUUUGGCGGACAUGCCCAAAUAGAAACAAAGGCGCAA